Cokeromyces recurvatus is the source of this 1914-nucleotide messenger RNA. Its product is annotated as trehalase. The record is from RefSeq and is a predicted model, not a curated record. Gene Ontology annotation, biological process: trehalose catabolic process. Gene Ontology annotation, molecular function: alpha,alpha-trehalase activity. NCBI's taxonomy places the organism in Eukaryota, Fungi, Mucoromycota, Mucoromycetes, Mucorales, Mucoraceae. The coding region runs from base 1 to 1914 and encodes 637 amino acids. The transcript has 4 exons.
AUGUAUAUACAUACCAAUCCUUUUCGUCUGAUUUGUGGUGCUAUUCUCACUCACAUUUCGAUUUUCUCUACUGUGUUCGCUAUUCAAAAUCAUGAUUCAUAUUCGUGUGAUUCACCCAUAUAUUGUGAUGGACCAAUACUUCAAACUGUUCAACUGGCAAGAAUUUUUGAAGAUUCAAAAACUUUUGUAGAUAUGCCAACCACAAAAUCAGAGUCUGAAAUAUUACACUCUUUCCAAAAAUUUGGUGGCACAAAUGCGACCAGAGAACAAGUUAUGCAGUUUUUGUCAGAAAAUUUUCUACCUGCCGGUUCAGAAGUUAAACUGCUAAAAAAUAUAAGUAUCCCCGAGCUUUCUUGGAUUGAUAAAAUUAGCAAUCCAGAAUAUCACGGUUGGGUUAGCCACCUAAAUCAGGCAUGGGGGAAUCUAUCUUUUACGUUUGAUUAUUCCAAUUUGUGUGAAGAGUGUCUAACAUCUACUUUGACUGUAAAUCGUCCAUUUGUUGUACCAGGCGGUCGUUUCCGUGAAUUUUAUUAUUGGGAUUCAUUUUUCGUCAUUCAAGGUCUCCUACUCAGUGAUCAAGAUGAAUUGGCAAAAAAUAUGAUUGAAAAUUUUUUCGAUUUUGUAAAAAAAUAUGGGUUUGUUCCUAAUGGAGCACGUAUAUAUUACCUUAACCGAUCACAGCCACCAUUUUUGACUCAUAUGGUACAAGCUUAUUAUGAAAAGACUGGCGAUAGAGAUUUUAUGAUUGAAGCUUUACCUAUUUUGGAGCAAGAGUAUGCUCAUUGGAUUAAAAAUGCUUCUGUACAAGUCAAAGAUCCGAAAUCAUUCAAGAUAUAUACCUUAAAUCAUUAUGUAACAUCAAAUACAUCACCUCGCCCAGAGUCCUAUGUUGAAGACUUUAAUACAGUCAACAAGGGUACGCACUUUACAGAUGCUGAAAAACGACAGAUGUAUGCUGAUAUUGCAGCAGGUGCUGAAACAGGCUGGGAUUAUUCUUCUCGUUGGACAAAGCAAAAGGUACCCUCGAUAAAUCAAACAGCAAGUUAUGAAAUGCUUCGAACCAUCAAUACAGCCAAUAUAGUCCCUAUCGAUCUCAAUUCACUUUUAUGGCAUACUGAAAAUAAGUUAUCUGAAUGGUAUAAGCAAUUUGGUAAUAACCGUACAAGGACGGGUAAGAGAAAGUCAAAAUAUUAUAAGCGGCAAGCCAAGAACCGUUUAGCUGCUAUAGAGAGCCUUAUGUGGAAUGAAGAGGAAGGAAGCUUUUAUGAUUUCAAUUUGACGAGUCAUGCACAAAAUAUUCAAUUUACACCUGCCACUUUGUUCCCCAUCUGGGUGGGUGCAUUACCUGAGAGGAUAGCAAGGAACAAGACAACAUUAGCCAAGCUAUUUGACGAAACUGAGAGAGCUCUAUUAAAGUACCCUGGUAUCUUAACCACAUCUUACUAUAAUACAACAAUGCAAUGGGAUUGGCCUAAUGGCUGGCCUCCUCUUACGUAUAUUGCUAUUCAAAGUAUGCUUCGAAUUGAGAAUUAUUUAAAUAAUGAUGAUACCGAUAAUGAUAAUUCACAGGUUACUGACAGCAAGAAUCACACUUGGACAACCUCACUGGGUACACCCUUUGUAAAACUAGCACAAGUAUUAGCUGAACGUUAUGCUGCAUCUGCUUAUUGUGGUUGGGUCAAUACCGGUGGAUCUGUUCCUGGUAUCCUUGAUAAGGUAAAUGCAUCCAUUAUGGAUGAGGGACACAUGUUUGAGAAGUUUGAUGUAAAUACAAUUGGUCGCUCUGGUAGUCAAGGUGAAUAUAUUUCCCAAACAGGUUUUGGUUGGACAAAUGGUAUUGCUUUAUGGAUCUUUAAUCAAUGGCCAAAUUUUAUUGCACCCAAUUGUACUAAAGUCAUUACUUAUGACUUUUAA